Molecule: messenger RNA, 2521 nt
Organism: Tuber aestivum (summer truffle)
Lineage: Eukaryota; Fungi; Ascomycota; Pezizomycetes; Pezizales; Tuberaceae
Source: the annotation of a GenBank genome assembly
AACCACAACCGCAGCUGUAGCUGCAACCUAACCCCCCCCCCCAAAAUGGGCAAAAAAGACUCCAAAAAGAAAUCCGCCGACAAAAAAGCCCGCGUGGCGGAUAAAACGGCUCGAAAAACGUCAAAGAAGGAGAAAAAGUCAAGCAACAAGAAGGCCGCCGACGCGGACGAUGACGACGUAGAUCUCGAUUCCGUGCUAGAGGAGUAUGCCCGUCAGGUGAACCGACCCCGCUGCGCAGGGAAGAGGGAAGGUGUUAAUGGAGCAUAGCAAGCCCUUUUCCUGAAAGUCACCGAAACUACACUCACUGAACCGCCGCCCGUGCGCGCGAACGCGACCCUCGCGGCGGCCCCUAACGGUAAGGAAUUGCUGCUCUUCGGCGGCGAGACGUUUAAUGGUGCUGUUGCGAAAUUUUUCAACGAAUUAUUUGCGUAUAACCCUGCGCACGAUGAAUGGCGACAGAUCACUUCGCCGAAUUCGCCCCUUCCACGGUCUGGACACUGUGUGACGACGUCGCAGUAUGGUGGUGGGAAUACGGGGAGUAUGUGGUUGUUUGGUGGGGAAUUUUCCAGUCCGAAGCAGGGGACUUUCUACCACUACAAUGACUUUUGGAGGUUCGAUCUUGGGUCACGGGAGUGGUCACGUGUGGAGGGUAAGGGUAGUGGAAAAGGCGGUAGUGGAGGGGGAGGACCCCCGGCCAGGAGUGGACACAGAAUAGUUGCUUGGAAGAAUUAUAUCUUGGUAAUGGGGGGAUUUCAAGAUACUAGUUCUGCGACAAAGUACCUGAGUGAUCUGUGGGCCUUCGAUACGAACUUGUAUACCUGGACUGCCAUCUCGCUGCCUGCGCACGCGCAGCGGCCUGAGGCGAGGAGUUCGUUUUCGCUCUUACCGCAUGAGCAGGGGGCUGCGUUGUUUGGGGGUUACUCCCGCGUCAAGUCUUCAUCAAUACCCUCUGCGGGGAACAGGAAGGGUGGCGGGAGCAAGGCUUCUAGUGGAUCGGUAGCUUGGAAGCCAGUGAUUCAUCAGGACACUUGGUUUCUAAGGAUGGAUCAGGACUUGACCAGGGUUCGGUGGGAACGGAGGAAGAAGCCUGGGAACCCACCAAAUCCCCCGAGGGUCGGGGUCACAAUGGCUUGGCAUAAGGGCAGAGGGAUACUGUUUGGUGGAGUGAAGGAUGAGGAGGAUAGUGAUGAAGGGUUGGAAAGUACUUUUUUUAACGAUUUGUUCGCAUGGGGAAUAGACAGAAAUCGCUUCUUCCCAUUAGUUCUCAGAAAGCCAAGGGUCCAGAAGAAAGCCGGGAAUGAACGGGGAGGUGGAAGAAGAGACAGAGCAAGAGAAGCCGAAGAGGAUUUAUUAAGAAAUCUGAAAGCACUGGAGGUAGUAGGAAAAGACGACAACGAGGAAGAAGAGGAAGAGAAAAAGGAAGAAAAGAGACUCGUCGUCAUCAAGGAGCAAGUAAUGAGUCUCGAACUCCCCCACGAAAGGUUCAACGCUGCUCUUGCUGUCCUCGACGACGUCCUAUACAUCUACGGCGGCACCUGGGAAAAGGGGGAUCGAGAAUUCACAUUCGAUGAGAUGUUUGCCAUAGAUCUAGGAAAACUCGACGGCGUAAGGUCCGUAUUUUCCCGCGAGGAUGAAACAAUUUGGGAAGAAAGCGAGGAUGACGAAGACGAGGGAGACGAAGAUGAAGAAGAGGAGGACGAAGAAGAAAUGGACAUCGAUGAAAAUGAAGAGCCCGAGAAAAUGCAAAUCGAUGAAGCCGAGAUUGAGCUCCGGCGGAAGGAAAAAGCCCUGGUCAGUAUCCUCCCGGCCUCCAUUUUACCCUACUAACACGAUCCCAAAUAGCGUAAAAAGGGUAAAUCUAGAGACCUCGAGCAAGCCCAUGAAACCCCAGACGUCCAAGAGCCAGAGCCCACAGAGGAAGCGGCGGAGGAAGCCUCAUUAGACAGAACCCCACACCCCCGCCCAUUCGAAUCCCUUCGGGCAUUCUUCACAAGGACUUCGGCCGCCUGGCUCGAGAUUCUCAUCGCAGAGCAGGAGACUGGGGCUCACAAGAACAAGACUGUCAAGGAGCUCCGGAAGGAAGGCUUCGCUGCUGCAGAAGAGAAAUGGUGGGCUUGUAGGGAAGAGAUCAGAGCCUUGGAGGACGAACAGGAGGAAGCGGGUAUUGGCGAGGUUGUCAGUUUGGCGGAUGCUGGUGGCGGGGGAGGCGGUGGCGGAGGCGGUGCGGGCAGAAGGAGGUAAAGUAGUUACUGAUUUGUACAUAGCCAGUUGGUGGGUAUUUAGAGCCAUAUUCUGUAUUGUUUGGAAUGUGUGAACGGAUAAUUUUUGCCCCAAAAGUUGUGCUCUUUUAGACCGAAACCUGACUUGGCGUAAUAGAACUCUGCUCGUCGUGCUGUCCCUAUUGGAAUAGCGCAACCAAGAAUGCACUAUGAGAUAGUGAUGGCUAUCGGAGCAGAGGGUUCUCUCAGACAGGAUACAUUGAUUAAUACAAGUACACUAAAACUUCUACAAAGAAGAUUCU